CAACAGGGCUCUCCAUGGAUCUGUCUUACUACCAUGGCCCUCUGACCAAGCAGGAUUGUGAAACCUUGCUGCUCCAGGAAGGGGUGGAUGGCAACUUCUUGUUGAGAGACAGCGAGUCUAUACCAGGAGCCCUGUGCCUCUGUGUCUCGUUUAAAAACUUUGUCUACACAUACCGAAUCUUCAGAGAGAAACACGGGUAUUACAAGAUAAAGACUGCAGAAGGGACUCCAAAACAGAUCUUUUCAAGCCUAAAGGAAUUGAUCUCAAAAUUUGAAAAACCGGAUCAAGGUCUGGUGGUUCAGCUUUUAAAACCAAUCCGGAGAAGAAGCCCAUGCCCCAGCAAGAAAAGAUCAAAACCAGAGUUGGAUGCUAUUUAUGAAAACAGUGACCAUGAUUAUGUGCAUGUCUUGCCUUGAAGAUAUGGAGCCUGGACAAAGCAAGUUCAAGAAGAAAUGAGGUGGCAGCUCUCAUUUGGUGAUUCUCUCUCCUGCAGGUGUUAAGUCCAGAAUGCCAAGCUCCAGUGGACAAGUCAAACUUUCCUGGCCUGGGUAACUGAAGAUCUUCUAUCUGCCAGCCCCAGAGAAGUCACUCCCCACAUCCCUGCUUCCCACGCAUAUUCUAAAAGAAGUUUCCAGCCAGCCCCCCACCCCACCCCUUUCACCUCUCUUCCUUAUUGGAAUCAGACAACCUGGACCUAUUCUCCUUGCCUUGUUAAAGGUCCUACCACUGCUUUGUCAUGAUUGUUACUCUCCUGACAAGCUGAUCAGAGAGGGGUGCACACUUGCCACUGUGAUCAGAGCCAUGAGUUCAAGCCCUGUGACUGCUUUACCUUGGAAAAACCUCACCCUUUCUCUAGGUCUUAGUUUCUUCAUGUGUAAUGCAAAUGGUUGAGUGGGAUGGUGCACACUGCCCCAAACCCCCUGUUGGACCUGGUUGUAUUGUGUGAAUUUGGGGAAGUUGGGAGUGAUGGAAAUUUAUACAGCAUCAAUGGGAUCAGGAUCUCAGCUGUCACCUUCUGCGUAGCUGUCUGUAUUGGUCUUGGUCAUGGUAAGGACCUUGAUCCACCACACACACCCAUCUCCAGCCAGGUAUAUUUUCUCUCUAGCUCUGCUCCUUUCUAAUCUUGGUCUUCUUGCCAUAAACCUGGACACACUUUCUUCCUGAUUCUAUUCAAGCACCAACCACUUCAGCAGUGGUUGUACAAUGUACAGCAUUGUAGAGUAGUUCUGUACAAUGAUACAUACUCCCCCAUUUGUGAUUUCUCUUCCCAUCAAGGUUCUCAGUGUCAUCAAAACAUGAUUGGAUCUCCCUUGAGCCUUCCACAGCAUGUAGAAAUAUGUGCUGCAUACAAACGUGUCUCAUUCCUAGAGACUAUCGAUUAGAAGCACAUCUCUGAAAAGUUUGGUGCAUUGGUAAAGCCCCUUCAAUUUUUCUACUAGUUCAAAUGGUAAUCAAGACCUCCUUCGUUCUGAAUGUACCAAGUUCUAUGACCUUUCUCUUGCCAUCUUCAAAAUGUAACGGUUCAUUUCAUUCCACUGGUUUUCCAAGUUUAUUGAAGAGAGGAACUCUAAAUUUCCAGAUAACAUGGACAGGAACUGUGGCUGGGGCCCCAAAGUAUGAAUAAUUUAGAGUUCCUGGGUCACAGCAAUCCAUGGCUACUACAAAGACAAGGAGUGAAAUGCCAUAUUCAGAGAGCUGUGGAAGCCAAGUCCUUCUGGUCAAUUCAGUGAAGGAUGCUGGAAGCAAGCCUGCUCCCUGGGACUCAGUUCUAUGUCUUGAA
Molecule: messenger RNA, 1780 nt
Organism: Lepus europaeus (European hare)
Lineage: Eukaryota; Metazoa; Chordata; Mammalia; Lagomorpha; Leporidae
Gene: SH2D1B
Product: SH2 domain containing 1B
Exons: 4
Coding region: 15-416 (133 amino acids)
Source: RefSeq, a predicted model, not a curated record